Messenger RNA from Juglans regia (Persian walnut), 1517 nucleotides. Its product is annotated as protein SICKLE-like. The transcript has 3 exons. The coding region runs from base 188 to 1264 and encodes 358 amino acids. The record is from RefSeq and is a predicted model, not a curated record. Gene Ontology annotation, biological process: mRNA splicing, via spliceosome; miRNA processing. Lineage: Eukaryota; Viridiplantae; Streptophyta; Magnoliopsida; Fagales; Juglandaceae.
UCUCGGACUACAUUUUAUUUUGCUCUUUUCUUAAGCAACGGUUCCAAAAGGGGCGAGUUCCUCCGUUUCCCCCUCCAUGAAUGCUCGUGCUACCUAUACGAGAGCAUAAACUAUAAACCGAGAAAUCCAGCACAUUCGUAUCCAACUCCAGCUCAAACUUUAUACUAUCUUCGAGCUUCAAGGUUAAAUGGAGGAUUCAGCAAAGAGAAGAGAAAGGCUGAAAGCAAUGCGUAUGCAAGCUGAUCAGGCUGAAGUUCCUAAUAAUUCUGAAAGUUCUGGGAUGCCUGGUUGCCUCUCCAAUCCAUUGAUUGAAACUGCAACUAUGGCGGUGCAGGAGUCAUGUGCUCCAAGGUUUGAUUUUUACACAGACCCAAUGUCAGCAUUUUCUGAUAGCAAGAAGAGCAACAAAGCUGGUAAUCAGAUCAGACCAGAUUGUUUCACUUCUCCAAGUAAUAGUGGUUCUCCUAUGGCACGGUUUUCACCAUCUCUUCCAGGACCAAGGAAUCCACCUCUUGCUCAUCAAAUUCAGAGUAGUUGGUCACCCAACCAGAUAAUGUAUCAACCUCAAGGUAUGGCCGGUCCUCAUCAAAGUCCAGUAGGAAUGGCCAGUCCUCAUCAAAAUCUAGUAGGAAUGGCCAGUCCUCGUCAAAGUUCAGUAGGAAUGGCCAGCCCUUUCUCUAUGCAUCCACAAGCUCCUGAAGCCUGGAAUGGAUCCACCGGCCCAACUAGUCAUAGCUUUUCAUCUAAUCCAUCUAGAGGGGGCCAUCUUCCAAGCCCUGGCUUUGGACCAAGAGGUAGCCCUUAUUCAAAUACUUGGCAAGGUGGCAGGGGUCACUGGGUCAGCCACAGUCCAAGCCCUGGUUCAGGAAGAGGCAUUCCUCACCCUACUUUGGGAAGCGGUGGGAGCCGCCAGUAUGGCAGCAGUAUGAGCCCUGGUUUCGGACAGAGUAGUGGACGAGGGCGGGGGGGUUCUCAUGCUCGUUUCUCGGCACCGGGCAGAGCACUUGGUCCUGAGCAGUUUUACAAUGAGUCCAUGUUGGAAGACCCAUGGAAGUUUUCAAAACCUGUUAUAUGGAAGAGCAUGUACGCUUCUGUGAAUUACUUGAACAGCCCUGAUUCCUCCAAUUCCUGGACUACAAAAUCUCAUAGCUCAAAGAAAGCAAGAGUUUCAGAAGCUUUGAACAAGUCAAGUCAUCAACCAAGCUUAGCAGAGUACUUGGCCGCCUCAUUUAAAGAAGCUGUUGAUGACGGAGCAAGUACAUGACACUUGCUUUGGCUUCCAUUAGUGCCGUUUGCUCCACUUAUGCCCUACUCUCAGGAUGGCUAACUAGAAAGAGUAGUAGUAGGAAGGCAGACAAGAUGUUUAUUAGAUCUCUGGACACUUGAAGCGCCAGAAGUUGUCCGUGUCUAAUCGCCAGUUCUCCCAACGACAAGUAUCAAAAGCUACUAAAGCUUUUAAUUUUAUGUAAAAUACCUGGAAAAGUUGACAAUGCAAUGAGCUUCUUUUUUGUACUCGA